Molecule: messenger RNA, 1189 nt
Organism: Erigeron canadensis
Lineage: Eukaryota; Viridiplantae; Streptophyta; Magnoliopsida; Asterales; Asteraceae
Product: zinc-finger homeodomain protein 6-like
Exons: 1
Coding region: 222-1070 (282 amino acids)
Biological process (GO): regulation of developmental process; regulation of DNA-templated transcription
Cellular component (GO): nucleus
Molecular function (GO): transcription cis-regulatory region binding; DNA-binding transcription factor activity
Source: RefSeq, a predicted model, not a curated record
UUCUUUUUUCUUCACUAAAGUUUAGUGCACUUUUAGGUUUUUAAUCAAACUUGUUGAACUCCAUUUUUUCCCCAUUAGAUUUUUCAGAUCAACCUAUAGUAGUUUUACACAAAUCUUGGGAAUUUGAUAUAUUUUUUUUCUUUAAUAAAGAAUUGAAGUCCAGAGGGACUUAAAGAGGGUAGCUUGAUACUAGUUUAGACAGAUAUUAGAAGUCAAACAUAAUGGAUGCUAGAGACAGAAAGACUAUAAAUCACAAUAACCCAUCUCAAUCUAACCAAGAUUCACCUUCCAUCUUCACUUAUGCACCUUUAAAUUCUUCAAACAUCACAAGAAAUCAAACCCCAGAUCAGCAAAGAAACUAUUACAAUGUAUUUCAAGACCAACAAAUGGAAGCUAAUAGAGAAACAAGGGAAUCAAACCCAUACCCAUUUCCAGAUCCAGAUCCAGUGUCCCAAACACCACCACCACCAUUAGAUACAACUCCAAUUGUUAGAUAUAGAGAAUGCUUAAAAAACCAUGCUGCAAGUAUAGGAACACAUGCUGUAGAUGGUUGUGGUGAGUUCAUGCCUAAUGGUGAAGAAGGCACUCCAGAAAGUUUAAAAUGUGCAGCCUGUGAAUGUCACAGAAGUUUUCACAGAAGAGAAGUUGAUGGUGAGCCACAGCCCACUGCAAUAAUACAUAACCAACAGCAGCCACAGCCAUCUAGAGUUGCUGCUGCAGCUACAAUGCAGCCACCUCACAGCUAUAGAUACAGCCAUGGCCAUAUGCAACCAAUGAUGGUUGCAUUUGGUGGAACUAGUAAUGUGGCACAAACAGAAUCAUCAAGUGAGGAUCUUGACAUGUUUAGAACACACACUGGACAACAGCCAUCAAAGAAAAGAUUUAGGACUAAAUUCUCAGAAGAACAGAAGGAAAAAAUGCAUGAUUUUGCUGAGAAAAUAGGGUGGAGGAUUCAAAAGCAAGAUGAAGAAGAGAUAUUGCAGUUUUGCAAUGAAGUUGGAUUGAAAAGGAAAGUGUUUAAAGUAUGGAUGCAUAACUGCAAACAAGCUUCAAAGAAGAAACAAGAGUAAGAUUUAAUUGAGCUUAAUUAUAGACUUUUAAGAAGUUUAUUUAGUAUCUUCUUUUUUAGAUAGAGAAUAGCUACACUAUAUUUAUUAUUAAGAUCAAUGAAUAUCUUUUGUUCAUGUUA